AUGUUGCUGCGAAUAUCAGUUGCGGCACCAACAGGUGUAUGGCUGUUGUGGAUGCCGCUAAUAGCGGUCGGCAAUGCACAAUCAUUGACGGAUCUCGUCGGUCUCGGUGAAUUCACUGAGACUCAACGGAAAUACUGUGAAUUUGCGCCAGGAGAGAAACAAACAUGCGAGAAUUGUGUGGCAAAAGGAAGUGAAUGUUUUUAUUGCGGUGGGACUGUUGAACGUUGUUUACCGUAUGCUUGGUAUUUUCCUGGAUGCGAGCUGAACGAUGUCAAACACAACAAAUGCUGGGUGAACAUCUCAGCAGUAGUUGCUGUGGUCAGCGUGAUUGCUGGCAUUCUACUCGUGAUUUUCGUCUUUUGUUUUUGUUAUUGUUGUUGUCGAUGUCACGCUUAUCGACGAGCACGUGCCAAAAAACAACAAGAAAAAUAUAAUUUUCAGCAGGAGUUGAAACGAGCAGAGAUGCAGAAUCGACAUUCCCUUCGCACAAAACAACGUGAACAAGAACUGGAAUCGUAUCGAAUCAAAUAUGGACUACCAACACGAAUGAGUCCAGACGGGAAUCCGAUCUAA
Molecule: messenger RNA, 573 nt
Organism: Necator americanus (New World hookworm)
Lineage: Eukaryota; Metazoa; Nematoda; Chromadorea; Rhabditida; Ancylostomatidae
Exons: 5
Coding region: 1-573 (190 amino acids)
Biological process (GO): axon guidance; protein import into nucleus
Cellular component (GO): cytoplasm; nucleus
Source: RefSeq, a predicted model, not a curated record